GUGUGUGUGUGUGUGUGUUCACCUCUAAUAAUUAAAGGCUGAUGGCGCGCACCUGAGGCUCCAGAGCGCGAGGAACCGUCUGAGGGCUUCCCGAGCACUUCGUAACGUUCUGAACUUCACUGUCUCCACCACUAAGGUGUAAGUGGCAUCUUUAGCUAGAAAAUGUUGCCUCUACCUCUCAGGCCCCUCGUGUCUCUCUCAGCACUGGCUCUGCUCAGCUGGUGCUGGUACACCAUCAGAAGGAGGAGGAGGAACCUUAUAUAUCAGGUUAGGGAAGAUGAAACUGCCCCAAUUGCCAACAUGCAGAGCCUGAAGGAGGACUUGGUGGAGCAAGAAACUGCUACAGAUGUGGGUAGGACAUCACAGGAUUUGAAGCCAUAUCACCAUUUGCACCCUCUGGAGAAGCAAGAACAGGAGGUUUCUAUGAGUUCUGGUGAUUCCAUUGACCAGAAUUUGAACCUAGAGUUUUCAGAUUGCCCUCAUGUUAGCAGCCCUGCCUUAGAUAAGUUGCCUGUCCUGCCUGGAGCCUCACCAGCCAUCAUCACCGCUUCCUCUCCAACUCUACAGCCUCUGAAAGGAGAUCGCCCUGAACCAGAAGGGGAGGUUUCAGAGGCUCAGGCAUCUGCACUUGUUGCCGAAAAGCUGGAAACGGAGACGGAAAAAGACAGUAUCGCUUCUAAAGGCCAUACAGACAUUGUAACUGAUGAGAUUAGUCCCUCCUGGCCUGAAUCUGAUACUAUCUCUUCAGUACAACAAUCUCCAAUGACCAUCUGCUCCAAAGCUCAUGAACUCCCUAGUCUGCCUGAUAACCUGAGUGAAGAGGAAGUGGAGCAGCUCAGUUAUAGCUUGGUCAAGGAGGCCAUCCGUGCUGCCACUGAAGAGAUCUUGGCCACUGGUGAUAUUAGUUUAAAAAGGAAAGACCAAGAGGAGCCAAGGGAAACCUUACUGAUAGACAUCCAGACUGAUGCCCAAGGUUUAAGAGACAUCAACAAGAUUGAAGGUUUGUCUGUGAAAGAGGGCAAAGCGGUGUGUAGUUCUGUGCCUAAAACACCACGGGAAGAUUAUUGCACCCUCAGCCACACAGCAAAGGGAGGUGUCUCUUCAGUAGACAAUCCGAGUGACCAGUCAAUGAGUCCUUCAAUAUUCCAAGCUGGAGAGGAUUCUGGAUGUAGUACGUGCUAUUCAGAGGAUGGGAUGUUGGCGGAGGAAGCAACUGCCAGAGGAGAGCUUUCGUCAGGCUUUACAGAGGAGGGAAUCUACUCAUUUGUUUCAGAUGCUUCUGAAAGUAAAAAUCAAGAAACUUACCAUGGCACAGAAGAAGGAAAUGGAAAACCCCCAAAACAAAACGCAGAUGCCUCAAAAGGUGCUAACGAUGUAACAUGCAUGAAUGGAGAGAACAGGGUCGACAGCAGCGAAACUGCUCAUUUCUCAAGCUCGGCCCUCACUCUCUGGGACGUAGAAGUGCCAGCGCACCUUGUCGGGCGAUUAAUUGGAAAACAAGGGAAGCAUAUUGGCUUCCUGAAGCAAAUCUCUGGUGCGAAGAUCUAUGUGUCCACUCUGCCUUACACUCAUGAGUUUCAGAUCUGUCAUAUAGAGGGGACAAAAGUGCAGGUGGAAAACGCACUGACGCUAAUCAGAAAGAAGUUUAAAGAUUUGGAUUUGAGCAACCGCCGAUGCCAUGUACAGCCUCUUCCUUCGCUCCCCAUCACCUCCUGGCUGCUGCUACCUCAGGACCGUCCGGUGGAGGUAAUUGUGCCACGGGUCGAAGCACCAAACUACCUGUUUGUGCAACAGCACACUCACCCAACUUACUAUGCCCUGCGCAGCCUCAAUGAACAGAUGCUCUUCUGCUACUCCCGCCCGGGAUGCCCCAGCCUGCCCACUCCAGUAGAAGCGGGGGUGGUGUGUGCGGCCCCCUCUGCAGACGGCGGCUGGUGGAGGGCUCAGGUUAUCCAGCACUACAACGACUCAGACACCGUACAGAUCCGAUAUGUGGACUACGGUGGCUACAUUACGGUUAACCUCAGCACCCUCAGACAGAUAAGAUCAGACUUUGUGGCAUUGCCUUUCCAGGGGUCUGAAGUUAUGUUAGAAAAUAUUGCACCUUUGCCAGGCAAGGAGGAGUUUUCACUCGAGGCCAAAGAAGCUCUUGAAGAAUUAACACAAGGGGUUCCUUUAAUCAUAAAGGUCACAGGCAGUCAGAGUGGACUGCCCUUGGUGCAUAUGUGGCGGCAGGCAGGAGAGGAGAUGAUUUCGGUGAAUGGGCUGCUGGUUGAGCGUGGACUUUGCUCAUGGUUAGACAGCCACUGAUGACCCGUUUAGCUCUCACGUAAUCUCCCCUUCAUCUGUCUCUAAACUGGGUUUCACCUGGUCUCCACACUCGUGCGCGUGUAUACACACAGAGGUGCUCUUUGUAAUACGUAUUGUAAUGUUAUACGCAGUUCAGUUUUUCAUGGCAGUUACGUUCCUUUGCCUUGUUGCAACUGUUUAAAGGUCAUGUGCAAAUUAACUUUAAAAACUCCUUGUUUGAGCAAAAA
Messenger RNA from Pygocentrus nattereri (red-bellied piranha), 2537 nucleotides. RefSeq names its product A kinase (PRKA) anchor protein 1a (gene akap1a). The record is from RefSeq and is a predicted model, not a curated record. Lineage: Eukaryota; Metazoa; Chordata; Actinopteri; Characiformes; Serrasalmidae. Bases 163 to 2310 code for a protein of 715 amino acids. Gene Ontology annotation, molecular function: RNA binding. The transcript has 11 exons.